This is a messenger RNA of Naumovozyma dairenensis CBS 421, 2649 nucleotides long. RefSeq names its product Lug1p (gene LUG1). Lineage: Eukaryota; Fungi; Ascomycota; Saccharomycetes; Saccharomycetales; Saccharomycetaceae. The transcript has a single exon. The record is from RefSeq and is a predicted model, not a curated record. Bases 1 to 2649 code for a protein of 882 amino acids.
AUGACGACGGUUAGUCCAGUAGAUUGUACACCUUCAUCCAUAAUGAGCAGGCCUGCAUUAUCAACGGGAGAACCAUCAUCCCUAACGAAACUGCCAUCAAAUAUCCCUCCAGAAAUAGUAUACCAAAUACUAACGUAUCAAUUUAAUGAUUUUAUGAAUAAUGACCAUCCAGGAACGUCAGAAAAAUUCCAUGAAAAUAUAAGAAACUUCCUACGGAGUAAUUUAACUGUGAAUAAAACAUUCUAUCAUAUUUGUAAAAUUUUAAUCUACAAAUAUUGCAAUUUUACCACUGCUAAAAGAUUCCAUCAUCUUUUGAAAACUAUCGAGGUACAUAAAGAAAUUAGAAAUAUUAUUCAAGUUGCAGAUUUUGAAGAAUUAACAUCCAUCGGAUUAGGUAGAUCAAGUGAAAUGAAUAAAACUAUUAAAAAUUUAACUAAUGAAACACUUUUGAAAUUCUUAUUAUUAACAAAAUCAAAUUUAAGAGAGUUUUUAGCAUGUGAACAAAUUCAAGAUGAUUUAGAUGAUAAAAUCAUACAUUUCUUACUGAAACCGGGGAAAAAUCUAAGUGUCUUAGAUUUCUGUGGUUGUUCUGGACCAUCUUUUACAACCAGUUUUAUUGAAGCAUUAGAGAGGUUAUAUCCCAAGAGAAGACAAGCUCUUACUUCUGAAGAUGAAGAACAAAUCGAAAUAGAAAUGAGAAAUCAUCAACCACUCGAGUAUAAUUAUCAAAUCACAUGUCUUGGAUUGAAUGAUUGUACUGAUUUGCCAUCGUUUGUCUUGGGAAGAGUCCUCAAAAUGUUGCCUGAAUUACAAAAGUUAGAUCUUUCUCAUACCUCCAUUGAUGGAGAUACUUUACUUAAUGGGAUUCCACAUUAUAAGAACCUUACUCAUCUCUCAUUAGCCUCCUGUUUACAAUUAACACCAAGAUCUAUCCUGGAAUUCUUCAGUUCACAUCCAUGCAUUACAGAUGAAAAUAAUUCAGCAACUUUAGAAUGGCUCAAUUUGCAUGGCGUUUCAAAUCAUUCUUCUACUUGGAAUGAUGUUCAUACAAUGUUCUUAUUGAAAAAAUUAUGUCAACAUGGUCAUAAUAAGACGUUACAAUAUUUAAAUAUUGGCGGAUUACCGUUACAUCAAACGAAUUUCGUUACCACAUACAAGAAAGUUAACAAUAAUUACUACUAUCAUUGUACUGAUACUUUACAAUUUAUUAAAUUAAAUUUCCCUAAUUUGAAAAGUUUGAGUAUAAAGGGGAACAACAUUCCAAUUUCGAAAUUGGUUGAGUUCUUAUCUCCUAUCCAGUAUGAAGACCCCGACAAUUUUAAUUUUGAAUCAAUGAACUCCAAUAAUAAUUACUUGAACUUCCCUAAAAAGAAACUAAAGGAACAACAUUUGAAAUUCCUUAAUAUUUCAAAUAAUAAUCAAAUUAAUAAAUGGACCAUUCAAGACCCAGCAAUAUUCACAUGCUCGUCAUCGAUAGUUGCAUUUGAAAUUUCAUUCGAAGCAUGGCAACAGAUUGAAAAAGCAAAUCCAAACCAUGAAUUAAUUACAAUGAAAUAUAAUAAUGAUCCAAAUAAGAAAAAUACAAUCAUUCAAGAUGCUUCCAAUGCUGAGUUAUUAAAAUGGCAAUGUUAUAUCGAUUCAUCAUAUGGUAGAAGAUAUUGGAUUUAUAAAACCGAUCCAUAUUUAAAUUGUCCUGAUUUGCAUAUCAGAUCAGGUAUAACAAAUUAUGAUUCUGAAGGUCAUAAAAUAAUUGAGAUUAUAAAACAACCUGAUUUCUUGAAAUUUGCACAAAGCAAAAUAAUGUUAGGUUGUGGAAUUGUAUCACAAAGUAAUAUUAGGAGGGAAUUAAGCUAUAGAGAUUUCAAACCACCAAUUUCUCAAUUUUUCACCAGGAACGGUGGGAUUAGUUUUGGCGAGACCCCGAGACCAAUUAUAACACCUAGAUUACCCCCAGGAGGUUGGAGAAUUAUAAAUGAUGAACAUAAUGAUGAGUUUAAUAACCGUAGAAUAGAUGAUCGUCAUCCCACUAGACCACCUGCAUCAUCAUUCAAUAGUAGCUCUACUUUACAUACAAUCAACGAACGUCCGCCCUUGCCAACUGAAGAUUAUAUUAUAAAUGAUGAGAUUGCAAAUGAAAAUGAUAGCGCAAUGGAAGAUGACGGAGAUGAUGAUGCUGAACUAAGGAAUGCAUUGUACUGGGAUCGUUCAUUGCAAGAUUUACAAGCAUUAUCAUUGCGAACUGCACAAUAUCAAGAAAACGAUGAAGAAUAUCUGAAUAAUCCUGAAUUACAAAGAAGAAGAUCACAAUUAAGUUUAUUGAGGCAACACUCAAGCUCGAAGAUUUGGUCCACCACGAACAACAACAACAUCAAUAACAAUAAUAAUACCCAAAUUGUUAAUAACUUUUUGAAUCAUCGUCCACCAAUUUCUGCAUCAUCUUCAACAAUGAGCCUCUUACCGUUAGAGGCGAAACAGAAAAUUAAGUUAAAGAACGAGUAUUAUUACGCGCAUCCUGAUGAUUUUGUUUACGAUAAGAAUGAUCCGAUGACCUCGGAGAGGUAUAGAAUGCAUUUUAAGUUGGUCAACGAGUACAAAGUUUUUGGAACCAUUGAAAGAGGGAUGUAUAGAUAUUAUAGUUUAAAAACGUAG